Hibiscus syriacus is the source of this 505-nucleotide messenger RNA. RefSeq names its product 50S ribosomal protein L5, chloroplastic-like. The record is from RefSeq and is a predicted model, not a curated record. Bases 15 to 413 code for a protein of 132 amino acids. The transcript has a single exon. Gene Ontology annotation, molecular function: RNA binding; structural constituent of ribosome. Gene Ontology annotation, cellular component: ribosome; cytosolic large ribosomal subunit. Gene Ontology annotation, biological process: translation. NCBI's taxonomy places the organism in Eukaryota, Viridiplantae, Streptophyta, Magnoliopsida, Malvales, Malvaceae.
UAAUUUGGCAGGUUAUGUACUCAUUCCUAGAUCGGCUCAUUAACUUGGGGCUUCCUAGGACUAGGGAUUUCCAAGGUUUAAACCCUAAUAGAUUUUAUGGACAUGGAAACUACAGUAUUGGAAUUCGUGAACAGAGUGUGUUCCCUGAGAUCAGGUUUGAUGCACUUGAUAAACCCAGAGGAAUGGACAUUUGCAUCGCUACAACGGCCAAGUCUGAUAAGGAAGGCCUGAAGCUAUUGGUCCUAAUGGGUAUGCCUUUUAGAGAAGGUGGUGGUGGUGCUGCUGUGCAGCCCAACAACGCAAGAAGAAGCUCAAGUCUCACCACUUUGAUAAGAAGGGUGGCAAGGGUGCACGGAAAUGAGAGCUUUCUCCUGCUAAAGGGCAAAAGGAACUUUGAACCAUUUUGUUUUUAAUUUCAUGGCAUCAUUUUAUGAAGAAAUUCCAUAAAGAUUGAUGUUAAAUUCAGGCAAUUUGGUUGUAUUACAUUAUUGCAUAGGUAGUUCCA